AUGUCUCAGCCAUCAACCCCCAUGCCUUCCCCAGAUGCUUGUUCAUUGAGCACCCUUUCCUCCCCUAUGCCGUCUCAGGAAAAUACUCCUGACACAUCUGCCGGUAGUUCUACGACAAAUUCAUCUCUACUUUACACCUCGCUUAUUGGUACUGUGAACUCUCCCUUCGCUGCCAAUGCAGAGAUGUUAGUGAACAUCCCUAUUAACAAUAACCCCCAUCCUCUUCACUCUGUUUUCAAUGAUGGUGCAAACUAUUGGGUUGGUCCUGAUGGCAAUGUGCUCCGCCUCAUGUUUCUGGUCAAGUUGCACCUCGAGGGCCGUUACAAUAAGUCUGGAGAGUACUUCAAUCUCCCAGAAACAGGUCUUGAUCUCGCUGAUAUCACAAACGCAAAAAUCCAGUUUGAGGUCCUUCCUUUGGACGACAAAGAGAAGAACUGCCCUGUCUUGGUGAUAGGGUGCUCCCAGUUUGCAAUGACGCUUCUCUACGCUCUACAUUCGGAGGCCGAGGAAGCCCACAAUGCAUUGUUGGAUGCAGGCACAAUCCCUCUGAACGUGCCAUUUUGGCGCACCUACAAGGAAGAUGAUAAGUACAGCCUUGUUGUCAUGGCUGGCGCUGCAUUCAAAGAUGUACCAGAUCUGAAAACAGCAAUGACUCCCCAAAUGUCUCGUGCUGAGGCUAUUAAAUGCGCGGGUCUGAUGAGUCCAAGCAAGGCAAGGGCGAAUGCCAAAAAAUUCAGUCAGGUCCUUGACAAUAACGAAGGCAAGAAGUCUAAUAGUUCUUCCUGGCACAUUUGUGACCUCAAAGAUUCAAGGGGUCAAUACUCUGCCUUGUUGAACACAUAUGAUCUACAUGGCACAAGGGUUCAGAGCCCCGACGACCGAGAUGAGCACAGUGUUCACAUUCACGUCAGUGACUACAAGACCAAACUCAAAGAGGGUAUGAUUGUUGAGUUAGAGGUCAUCUUAAAACUGUGGAAUAUCAAACCACGUAGAGACAACCCCAACCCCCGCAAUGUCAAUGGUUCUCAUAUAUACCAGAUCAUGCUGCAACACAUGCAACUUCUGCCUUGCACUAAGUACACUCAGCCCAUUUUUGUGGACUCGCUCAAGGAUAGGAAGGGGAAAAGAAAGGCCACAGAUGAGAUGACAGGGCAGUCGCCCACUAAAAAAGGUUCUUUUACUGGUGUGUCUGACAAGGACGAGUUGGAGUAUACUAUGGUCAAGUAG
Suillus paluster is the source of this 1227-nucleotide messenger RNA. RefSeq lists its product as uncharacterized. The coding region runs from base 1 to 1227 and encodes 408 amino acids. Lineage: Eukaryota; Fungi; Basidiomycota; Agaricomycetes; Boletales; Suillaceae. The transcript has 7 exons. The record is from RefSeq and is a predicted model, not a curated record.